Molecule: messenger RNA, 924 nt
Organism: Gilbertella persicaria
Lineage: Eukaryota; Fungi; Mucoromycota; Mucoromycetes; Mucorales; Choanephoraceae
Exons: 2
Coding region: 26-778 (250 amino acids)
Source: RefSeq, a predicted model, not a curated record
UAUAAUUAUAGUAAAAGCACUAUUCAUGAAACAGUUCCGAUGUUGUUUGCUGGGCCUCGUAGCACUUUUUAUGCCAAUUUCUGCAUUACCAACUACGUUUAGUCACAACCAACCAUAUCUUGUUGAUAUGCAUCAAUAUUCACAACUUUACUCAACUCAUUUGAUAUUCGACCAUUUAGAUAGUACUCUCUCCAAUCUCUCGAAGCGAAUAUCCCAACAUUUUCAAAAUCUUAUUCAAGUAACUAUGGAACCAUUGAGUCCGAAAGAUGAUUUUGUGGUCGAUGUGGACUUAUUAAAAGGUCAAUUGCAGGGCGCAGUUGGUUCUUUUGUUGAAGACUCUUUACCUAGCAUUUGGAAUACACGUGCAGCUGUCAUCGACAAGAACUUUCUAGCCAACCACAUAGGAUACGUUACCACUCAGUACUGCUCUCCUCACAACGACAAUUACCUGAAUACGUGUGUUAUUGGUCACUCACAAGAAAUCAUAUACCAAGUAGACCAAUACAUUCAGCGUCAACUAAAAAGUAUUGUGCGUGUCAUUGUGACACAGGAUUUGCCGCCUUUAUUCCAAACAACACAAAGUCAUGUCAAUGGCAUCUUAGCUCAUUUUAACCAUUAUAUCGUGCAAAAUAACAUCUCGCGCAGUGCUUAUAUCGUCCAUAAACAGUUUGAAGAGCCAAAUGAACUGAUUUCUGAUUUAGAAAAAGCAGUGAAUCAAUAUCAUCCUCAUUCGUCAUUUGAAGAAUUCAUGACAUUGGCCAAGGUUGAUCAAUCAUAAUAUUUGCACAUAGAUACUUAUAUAUAUACAUAUACACCACAUACACCAUAUACACCAUAUACAUAAUGUAAUUCACAUUAAUAUCCUCUCCCUCUUUCUUACAACUGUAUAGACCUCGUUUAAUAAUAAACAUAUUACAAGCUAGA